GCAUCAGGAGACGGCGUGCACGCACGCACACACACACACGCACAGAGCCGUCGUGGACGCGCACGGUCGGGGCCGCUGUUGCUAUGAUGCAAUGGCGACUGCGCCGUGGGAAGCGAGCGAGGAGUUGAAUGAGUUCCCUCCACAGUUGAAGUGAAGCAGCCGCCGACAGUCAGGAGGGACACCGUCAGUGCAUGAGGGACAGACAGCGGGGCUGCACACACACACACACACUACAUGGACGCACACAUCCAGGUGUGUCUGCUAGCCUCGCUGCUAGCCGUGUCAUGACGCUUGGAGAGAUUUCUCACACAUCUGUACGACGUUGCAGCGAGACGGGAGAAGCACCAACACCCUGUUUGCCCUCCCUAAGCCGAAACCAAGUGAGGAGGAGGGGUUGUUGUUUUUAAUUUUUUUUAUCCUUUUGUUGGUCGCAUUUUGUCUUUCUUCACCUGCUUCUCACUGGACCUAUUCGUACUGGACCACCAUGGCUGAGAGAACCUCCACCGGGUUGCUAACGAUGAUGUUGGAGCCCACGCCGGCUGUCGCUAUGACCCUGCCGGCGGAGGUCCGGGAGAAGCUGGCGGAGCUGGAGCUGGAGCUCUCUGAAGGAGACAUCACUCAGAAGGGCUAUGAGAAGAAACGAGGCAAGCUGUUGGCACCGUACAUCCCACAGAUACAAGGUGUAGAUCCUUCUCUGCAAAUUGACAACAGGAUCCAGGCCUCCACCCAAGCUGUUCUCCCAGGUUCCAAACACAACAAGUCCCGGGCAGCCAACACCCGGGAUGAACGCUUUAGAUCGGAUUUGCACACAGAAGCCGUCCAAGCAGCUUUGGCAAAGUACAAAGAGAGGAAAAUGCCAAUGCCCUCCAAGAGACGAUCUGUGUUAGUUCAGUCUUCUGUUGAAGCAUGCACCCCGCCAGACACCUCCUCAGCGUCAGAAGACGAGGGCUCGCUGCGCCGGCAGGGACGUCUGGCCACCUCCACGCCCUACCAGGGCCACGGCCACCCAGCCGUUGAGCACUGGUUUAACCGUGUCAUCCAGGGUUCGUCCACCUCAUCCUCCGCGUCAUCCACCUCAUCCCACCCGGGAGGGAGAUCCGUCACCACCACCAACACCACUGCCCACGCAGCCCUCAACGCCAACGCUGCAGCUACCGCACUGGCCGAUCUAAUGGCACACACCCAGCUAGAUAACCACUCAGCGCCCCCCGAUGUGACGGGGCUGUCGGAGCGCUCCUCGCUUCACACGGAGCGGCCCCAGGUGGCCUCGGUGCGAGGCGUUUCCCGGGGCUACAACCACCACACCAGCGUCAUGGAGACUGCAGAUGGCUGUGAGUGGAGAGGUGAAGGAUCCCUCAGUUUAAUGGAUGGUGUUCCAGUCAACAGUCGCGUCUCCUCCAAAAUCCAGCAGCUGCUCAACACUCUGAAGAGACCAAAGCGACCGCCGUUGCGAGAGUUCUUUGUCGACGACUUUGAGGAGCUUUUGGAUGUCCAGGAGCCAGAUCCCAACCAGCCAAAGCCAGAAGGCCAGCAGAUGAGUCCCCUGGAGGGAGAGCAUCACGGGGUGGUCAACAAGUGGCCUCCCUCCUUGCCAGCAGCCUUACAACGGUGGGGCACCACUCAGCCCAAGAGCUCCUGUCUGACGGCACUCGACAAUGCUGGCAAGCCCGUGUACACACUCACCUAUGGUAAAUUAUGGACCCGCAGUCAGAAACUGGCCUACACUCUUCUUAACAAGCUGAGCACCAGGAAUGAGCCUUUGCUCGUGCCUGGAGACAGAGUUGCACUUGUUUUCCCCAACAACGACCCAGUGAUGUUCAUGGUGGCCUUCUACGGCUGCCUCCUAGCAGAGUUGGUACCUGUGCCUAUUGAAGUGCCACUCACCAGAAAGGAUGCAGGCAGUCAACAGAUUGGCUUUCUGCUGGGCAGCUGUGGCGUCACAUUGGCACUGACCACCGACGCUUGUCAGAAAGGCUUGCCUAAAGCACAAACGGGGGAGGUAGCCACUUUUAAAGGCUGGCCGCGGUUGCUGUGGUUUGUGACAGAUGGAAAACAUGUUGUGAAGCCUCCGAAAGACUGGCAUCCUCCGAUACGGGAAGCCAGUAAUGACAUAGCCUACAUAGAGUAUAAAACCAGCAAAGAAGGAAGCACUAUGGGGAUAACGGUGUCACACUCAGCCAUGCUGGCUCACUGUCAUGCCCUCACACAGGCCUGUGGCUACACUGAAGCUGAGACCAUAACCAACGUCCUGGACUUCAAGAGAGAAGCGGGAUUAUGGCAUGGUGUUCUUACUAGUGUCAUGAAUCGGAUGCACGUGAUCAGCAUUCCUUACUCCCUGAUGAAAGUCAACCCUCUCUCCUGGAUACAGAAAGUUCACACAUACAAAGCACGAGUUGCGGUGGUGAAGUCGAGGGACAUGCACUGGUCUCUGCUGGCCCAGAGAGACCAGAGAGACAUCAGCCUGAGCUCCCUGCGCAUGUUGAUCGUAGCUGAUGGAGCUAACCCAUGGUCGAUAUCCUCCUGUGACGCCUUCCUAAACGUGUUUCAAGCACGUGGGCUGCGACCUGAGGUGAUCUGUCCAUGUGCCAGUUCUUCAGAAGCCAUGACUGUCGCCAUCCGCAGACCUCCAGAAAUGGGUGUUCCUCCUCCAGGGAAGGCGGUGCUGUCUAUGGGGGGGCUGAGCCACAGUGUGAUCCGUGUGGACACGGAAGAGAAACUGUCUGUCCUUACAGUGCAGGAUGUGGGACAGGUCAUGCCUGGAGCUGUGGUUUGUGUGGUGCGGGUGGAGGGGACACCCUAUCUCUGUCAGACAGAUGAGGUUGGAGAGAUCUGCGUGAGCUCAGGUAGCACGGGUGUAGCUUACUACGGCCUCCCGGGUAUGACCAAGAACGUCUUUGAGACCAUCCCAGUAAUGUCAUCUGGGGUUCCCAUCAGUGACAGACCCUUUACCAGGACCUCACUGCUGGGCUUUGUGGGACCGGAUAGCCUCGUGUUUGUUGUGGGGAAGAUGGAUGGGCUGAUGGUGGUCAGUGGACGGAGACACAAUGCUGAUGAUGUCGUUGCCACAGCACUGGCAGUGGAGCCCAUGAAGUUUGUGUACAGGGGGAGGAUAGCGGUGUUUUCCGUGUCCGUGCUGCAUGACGAGAGGAUCGUUGUCGUGGCAGAGCAGAGACCUGACGCCUCUGAGGAAGACAGCUUCCAGUGGAUGAGCCGCGUCCUUCAGGCCAUAGACAGCAUCCACCAGGUCGGGGUGUACUGCCUGGCUCUUGUGCCUGCCAACACGCUUCCGAAAGCUCCUCUUGGCGGCAUCCAUAUAUCUGAGACCAAACAGCGUUUCCUGGAGGGCGCCUUGCACCCCUGCAACGUCCUCAUGUGCCCUCACACGUGUGUCACCAACCUGCCCAAGCCGAGACAAAAACAGCCAGAAGUCGGUCCUGCUUCUAUGAUAGUGGGCAACCUGGUGGCAGGCAAGAGGAUAGCACAGGCCUGUGGGAGAGACGUGGCCCAGCUAGAGGACAAUGACCAGGCACGUAAGUUCCUGUACAUACAAGAUGUGCUGCAAUGGAGAGCUCAGGCCACUCCAGACCAUCCUCUGUUUCUUGUUCUCAAUGCUAAGGGCACUGUGGCUAGUACAGCUUCCUGCCUACAGCUGCACAAGCGGGCAGAGCGGGUGGCUGCGGCACUAAUGGGACGCCUCAACACUGGAGACCAUGUAGCACUCGUCUACCCGCCAGGAAUCGAUCUGAUUGCCACCUUCUACGGCUGCCUGUACGCUGGCUGUGUGCCAGUCACUGUCAGACCCCCUCACCCCCAGAACCUGGCGACCACCCUGCCCACCGUCAAGAUGAUUGUUGAGGUCAGUAAGUCGGUGUGUAUCCUGACCACUCAAGCAAUAAUGAAGCUGCUGAAAUCCAAAGAGGCUGCUGCUGCUGUGGAUGUCAAGAGCUGGCCAAUGGUGCUGGACACAGAUGACCUCCCCAGGAAGAAGAGUCCCCAGAUGUACAAGCCCCCAACCCCGGAGAUGUUAGCUUACCUGGACUUCAGUGUGUCCACAACGGGCAUCUUAGCAGGAGUCAAAAUGUCUCAUGCUGCCACAAGUGCCUUGUGUCGCUCCAUCAAACUACAGUGUGAGCUCUACCCCUCCCGGCAGAUUGCCAUCUGUCUGGACCCCUACUGCGGCCUAGGAUUCGCUCUCUGGUGUCUCUGCAGUGUGUACUCGGGCCACCAGUCGAUCCUGGUUCCCCCUCUGGAGCUGGAGAGCAACGCGUCGCUGUGGCUCGCGGCUGUCAGCCAGUACAAAGUGCGCGUCACCUUUUGCUCGUAUUCGGUCAUGGAGAUGUGCACCAAGGGCCUGGGUUCACAGACAGAAGCACUGCGGCUGCGAAACGUGAACCUCUCGUGCGUGCGUACAUGUAUGGUGGUAGCAGAGGAGAGGCCCCGCAUUGCACUCACUCAGUCUUUCUCCAAGAUCUUCAAGGACCUGGGCCUUUCACCACGAGCUGUCAGCACCACCUUCGGCUGCAGGGUCAAUGUGGCGAUCUGUUUACAGCCCAACAGGUUAGGGAAACUGGCUGAGCAGGGAACAGCUGGUCCGGACCCCACUACUGUCUAUGUGGACAUGAGAGCUCUACGACAUGAUAGGGUUCGCCUGGUAGAGAGAGGGUCACCACACAGCUUGCCGCUGAUGGAGUCUGGAAAGAUCCUUCCAGGAGUGAAGGUGAUCAUUGCCAACACAGAGACUAAAGGACCUUUGGGAGACUCCCAUCUCGGAGAGAUCUGGGUGAGCAGUCCCCACAAUGCCACAGGCUACUACACAGUUUAUGGCGAAGAGGCGCUGCACGCCGACCACUUUAACACCAAGCUCAGCUUUGGCGACACGCAGACUGUCUGGGCAAGGACGGGCUACCUGGGCUUCCUCCGGCGCACUGAGCUGACCGAUGCCAGCGGAGAGCGCCAUGACGCCCUUUACGUGGUGGGCUCUCUCGAUGAGACUCUGGAGCUGAGGGGAAUGAGGUAUCACCCGAUUGACAUCGAGACCUCUGUUAUCCGUUCUCACAAGAGCAUAGCUGAAUGUGCUGUGUUCACCUGGACCAACCUCCUUGUGGUGGUUGUGGAGCUGGAGGGAUCAGAGCAGGAGGCCCUGGACCUGGUGGCCCUGGUCACCAACGUUGUCCUGGAGGAGCACUACCUCAUCGUAGGGGUGGUGGUGGUAGUCGACCCCGGCGUCAUCCCCAUCAACUCAAGAGGGGAGAAGCAACGCAUGCACCUCAGAGACGGAUUCCUGGCCGACCAGCUGGACCCCAUAUAUGUGGCUUACAACAUGUGAGGGCCCUGCUGCAGGAGGGUUAUACCCCUCCACAUGGCUUAUCACACAAGAGGAGACUGCAGGACUGUAAAUACGGAGGCUCUUAAUUGAUGCAUCUGUCGAAAGAAAGCAAGCUGCCCUCUUCUUUCAGCUCAUGGAGUGGAAAUAUGAUAUAGAAACAUGGAUGCAAAACUUCACAGCAAAAUGGGGAGAAGCUCCAAGACAAAUAAGAUUGACACAAACCUCAUGUCUGUUUCUCCCUGUGAUUUCUUGCCUCAACAAAUUUUUUUAAAGGGCAUUCUGGUUUUGUUGAAGUGAGUUUUGUAUGUAUGAUAACGUCUGACUCCUUAAACCCAGGACACCCGAUAAGCAGUCCAGCAGGUGGUUAAGGUAUAAUACUACACUGUGCCAUUAACAUAAUUUACUUUUGUCAGUCUCCAAAUCGUGAAUGUUAGCUGUGUUUGCCAAACCCUUGUGCCAUAGAACAGGACAAACACCAGUACCAUAAUCCUGGUUAAUCAAGCUCUAACAUGUUUCAUGUUCACAGAGCCUCCUGUGUCAUUGCAGGUCGUGUGCUUUUCAUUCGAAAUGUUCUCUCUGAUCUCUGAUCAUUACAGCUGUGGGAGCAGAUUAUGGCUUGCAUUGUGAAGUGAACCCUAAUUUUUGUGUUUCAGAUUAUUGCAUCAACAAAGAAGCACACAGAAAUAUUGGAGGAGAAACAGUUAGUGUUAUUAUUAUUAUUAUUAUUAUUUUUAUUUUUGCUCAUUCCAGCUGUAGUGCUUUAGUUUGUAGUGUCAGUAACAGAAACCUUAGAAAAAAAAUGAUGUGGUUUGACUCAAUCUUGUUCUUUUCUAAAUCUAAAAUGUGUAAUAUAGUUAUUGUUUUAUCUAAACAACAUGCAAUAUGAGUGAUGUUGCUCUGAAUGACAGCAGACAGUAAGUGCCGAUCAUUUGAAGAGAUGCGAUGGCGAGGAAUAUAAUCGUUGCUUACUGUUAGCAACGUGCCAAAUGAUAUGAAUUAAGCCUUAAGUGUUUUUUCAGACGUCUGUUCCUAUCCCAGCUCCUGUUUAACUUAAUUUUGUGAAGUUUAUUAGCUGUUGGAUAGGGGAGGAAUAUGCAGAUGGAGGUUAGGUAUGGUAAAUCCUGCUCUUAUUGCACCCAAAGUCUUGAUCUAAGAUGAAUAUACUUGAUCCUAUCAGCCAUUACAAACACACACUUACUCCAUUAAUAUUUUUAAUAACGUCUGUCCCUUUUGUCGGUUGUGUCGAAUGUGUGUUUUAUAGCAAAAGACUGGAAGAAAUAGUAGCUGAUUUGGGUUUGAUGCAGAAUGUUAUAGCCUCAUUUCGAGUGCCAUAAAAUUGAAUGAGAGUUGAAAAAUGUUAGUUGCAUGUACUGUAUGAGUUAAGUGUCUAACAUGCUCAUAACACCACAACCUCCCGCUGUAUUUCACUGACUUUGUAAAGAUCCACUUCCCUGUAUGUUGCUUCUUUUUUUUCUAUGUGCACAUCCCUUCAGAAACAGGCUCUACAGCCUGCUGUAAGUAUGUACAGGUUUUUGUGUAAAUUAUUAAUAGAUGGAGGAGGAAGCAUAACACAAAGACUGAAUCUGAUAUAUAUGUCAACUUCUCCCUCACAGAUAAAAAAAAAAACUAUUUGAAAUGUAUCCUUUAUGUGUGGACAUUGGGAAGAGACAUGAAAAGCCUUGUAAACAUUUUUAUAGUAUGAAAGUACAGUGGGAACUGGCCACGAAGCACACUCCGAGCACAAGGAGAAGACCGUUAUGCUCCCGUGACUGCUGAGAUGUCACAUCCUCCAGAGCAAACUUUUGUUGUUAACAUAUGGAAAGAUACAUUUGUCUGAUAUAUGGUUAGUUGUCAUUAUUUUCAUAACAUGAUUUCUUAAUGAAUAAAAAAAGUCCUUUUAACUUGAAA
This is a messenger RNA of Larimichthys crocea (large yellow croaker), 7234 nucleotides long. RefSeq names its product disco-interacting protein 2 homolog A (gene dip2a). The transcript is spliced from 40 exons. Bases 485 to 5326 code for a protein of 1613 amino acids. Lineage: Eukaryota; Metazoa; Chordata; Actinopteri; Sciaenidae. The record is from RefSeq and is a predicted model, not a curated record. Gene Ontology annotation, cellular component: cell surface.